GUAGGUAGAGGAGAAACAGAGGAGCACUGCCAGGUGUCAAAGCACCAGAGAAUAACUGUGCACGUAACUAUGGUGGCUGUAGAGUUUACCAACUUGUAGGGGACAUAUGAAGACCUGCAGAAGAGGAGAGGACCAGGGCUCACAUCGUCCGGUUUGUUGCUGCAGCUGCUAAUUCCCUCACCGUCUCGCUCUCCAUUCAUCGCCCAGUUUCAUUACCUUUUGCUAAUGUUUCAACUGACUGCACAGGACUUUGACAGAGCUUUUGAAGCAGCCAGGGGAAGCAGGAGCAGUGGACGGAACUGGGGUUCAUCAUCCUAUAGGGACCAACGGCAUCUCUGCCAGGGCGCUACGCUCCAACAACGAUCAUAACCACUUGAACAACGCAGCCUUGUCUCCCCUGGGUCCAGCCAUGGCCUUGUCUCACCCUCACAACAACCUGGGAAUCGGCUUCAACAAGUACACCUCACUUAAGGCUGUGGACACGGCUGCAAGAGACUACUACAAGAGCUACCCAAUGGUAGAUUACACCCACCGCCAGUCCCCUCCCACUUUCCAGCCAAUUAACUUCCAUCCCAAGGACAAGCCCUUCCUCCCACCACCUGACAUCCAUGCGCCACUUGCCAUCACCAUCAACGCCUCCCAAAUCCCCAAGCCUAAGAUCUCCAAGACCAACACCCACCCACUCACCUCUAGCUCGGCCUUCAAAGUGUGGGACCCCAGCAAGAGCCACGUCCCGCACCCAGCGGCCUCCCACAUGACCCUCCAGGGGCAGCAGCAUCACCCCAUCCAACAGCAGCAGCAUCAGCCGCUGCACCAGCAGAACAGCCGUCGCCAGGCCUACUCCAACAAGAGGCAAUUCAGCAUUGAGACGCUGCCCGAGCUCUUCUCGCAGCCGCUGGGCUAUGGCCACUCGCCACAUGUGCACCCCAAGCACAAGGGACUGCCCACCAACAGCAAGACCGAAGUCACUGUCUGAACAUGGGGAUGAGUGGGUGAAUAGACAGAAGAGGAGACAAAAGAAAACCAAGCGGAGUCGUAAGGGAAAUGUUCAGAUAUCUUUUAUAUCUACAGCCAUCGUGGCAAGACAGGAGCAAGUAAUAUCGUAUCUGGAAUUUUUAAAUUCUGCAUUUUCCUCAUCAUUGUUGACAAUACUAAUAAUAAUGUGAGCGGUACUUUUAAGACCACUGGAUCAAAACAACAGCAGCAGCGGAUAAGCUGUGAAGGUGGUGGGUUGGCAGGUGUUGGCUGCCACUCUUUGAACCUGACGGCUCUUCUAAAUAAUUGAGUGGCCUCUCGGUGUGUUGGCACAGCUCUGUCCUCCUUCUCCUCUCAACCCGCCCUGCACCUCAAUGACACCACGCGCAAAUGUUAAAAUCUCACACACUAGACACUAUUUACAUCACAAACUAACCCACACUCCAAGGCUGUCAGUGAGGCUGGUAGGGGAGUGUUUCCCCUAAGACUCUGGCUUCCCAUCAGCAGAGACAAUGCCAUUGUGUUGUCUGCUCCCAUUGCCCUCCAGCCCUCCGGAGAGUGAGAUAUCAGCCUGGCAAUUUAUACCAGGAAGGAGGGUGUGUGUGUGUGUGUGGGGUGGGGGAGUUAUUCAUCUCAUUCCAGGGGCAAAUGAGAUGAGAAGGAUCUGAACCAUGUGCGCACACACACACACACACACACACACACACAAACACACUUGUCAACAACUAUAGUUCCCAACAGUGUCACAGACCCCUGACACACAAACAGACACACACUUCCACACACUGAUCCUCACAAACUGGGGAAAUGAAUAAGCAAGCUUUCUUGUUGGUAUUUGUAGUGGUUUGUUGAGCAGCUAAUUCCAGCCACCAUCUCUUGUGUUGCUGCGGAUGUUUACCUGUAAAGAAACCCCAGGAUGUGUCACGAUGCCUAAAAAAAAAAGGGGGGGGGGGGCAUGUAUCCAGAAAGGUCAUUACAAAGUCAUUGCAUUCUCCCUCUCUCUCUCUCUGCUCUGUUUCACAAAUGAGACUUUGUUUGUGUCCAAGAAAUAUCAGCCAAUGCUGCAUGCUUGUACAGGCAUUUGGUUAUACCAGGAGGUGAAAUUACGAUACGUAAGUACAGAUCAUGCACUUCCUCCAAGAUCCACUUUAGUGUAUUCUGGCAACACAUACGUUUGUUUGCCAAGAAAUGAUUUCAUAAUCAGACACUAAUGAUCAACAGACUCGAAUGAUGUGUUUUGAUGUAGGAAGAGAAAGCAGUGAUGCGUUACAGGAACACCUUUGUGCAGCAUGGCUGUUCCUUACAAACAGUUGUUUGAUAUAUGUUUUUAAUGCUGCAAUGCUAACAUAACCUGAGAGGCUGAAACCACUUGUCAAUGCACUGCAAUUUACUUUACCCCCUGUUAAUGAAGCACCCACAAUGAAUGACUGCUAUCAACUAGCAAACAAAGAACAGUUCCUGAAUUUAAUCCAGCCAAACACAGCUUGCUUCUUUGGAAUGGAGAUGGUCAAAUCUUGAGUUUUGAAUAUGGACAAAUUGACAGUGUUGAGCUUAUUAACAUAUUAUACAACACAGUAUAAUAACACAGUAACACAGUAAUGUGAUUAUGUUUUUCAGUAAAAAGCAGUACAAGAGAUUGCAAGAGAUUGUAUUGUAAGAGAUUUUACUAAUUCCAGAUGCUUUGCUUCAUUUGGCAGACACAUGCACAGUCCGGGGUGUGAAACAACACAUCAGCUAUGCAGUUCCUUGUUGAUGAUUGGUUCUGUUUCUUUCCUAAACACUCUGAUAGUCCAAAAAACAACAUAUUUCUAAAAAUCUAAAGAACAAAAAACAAGCAGAAAACAGCACACAUGCUCUACAGUGGCGACAUGUAAUCAUUAUUAAAUCUUUAGCAAAGAAACAUGUUCAGCUUCUCCUGCUUUCUUCCUCUACAGAGCGCUUUCAGUAGAUUUGCCCACAGCACCCACUUCAGUGUCAGGGGUCACCCCACAAACCAUACCCACCGAUGUGUUACUUAGACAAUUUGUUGGUUGACUUGUUUGUUGUCUUACUGUGAGUUGGAUGGAGCAUUGAUAUCAGUUCAGUAUAUUUCAAUCUGGCGUAUUUCCCUGGUGAGCAAUGGCUGCUGGAACACAACCAGGUUCCUGAGGUAUGAUGUCUUACAGGAUGGUCCAGUUACCUUUAUGCCUCUGCCUCAGUUCUCUGCCAUUUGAUUUAGCUCCUUGUUUGUGUUUAGUAGACCAUCAGAGUGAAAAAACUAAUCUGCCAUUGUAUGUAGUUUUGGUUUUGCAGUUAUUGAUGUUUAUUUGGAAAACUGUGGGAGACUCUCAUGUAAUGUAUGUUGUGCACCGGUAUACAUUGCUCGAUAUAUGUUGUUUUACAUGAGUCCAGGUACCCCAAAACUUUGCCAUGGUAGGUGGCAAGUGUUAAGUUAGCACAGACUAUAGUCAAAAUAGCCACAUUUAUGGGAAAUACACAAAGAUGAAAUAUGCUGGAAUUUAUCUUUUAAAGUCACCUUUGAGGAAGCUGGGCUGAUAACCAAAGUAAUGUGAUGAGUUAUGUAAGCAAUUACUUCAGCUGACAAGUUAUUAGUAACUACUUUUUCAAGGAGCAAUAUAGUACAUUUUCAAGUAACUUGUCCAACACUGGUUAUUGAUGGCUUCAGUCUAAAAAUUCAAAAUUGCUCCCAGCCUUCAUAAUCCCUCCACACCACAUAUUCUCACCUCCACCUUCAGUGAGUCAGAACAGUCUGACUCACUGAUUGAAUUCACCUUCAUUUGUUAUCAUGAGGACACCAGCUAUGCCGCAGUGCAUAUGCCUGGCACAUGCUACAGCACAUCAGACAGGUGGUGGAACCUAAUCAAACAGCAGCGCUUACCAGAGUCACACACUAUUUAGCACUUUUUCUUGCUCACUCGCUCUUUCUGACGCUCUCUCUUUUUUUAAAAAUUGGCUCUCUGUCUUUAUCUCACUUUUUCCUGCUCCCUAGCUGACUGUCACCUACCCCCACACCCAACCUCCCUCUGCACAUCCAUGUCCAUGGUUGAGUGAUGGGUACAAAGCACUUGUCUAGUUUUUGGUACCCAGUGUUGGUAAACCAUGAUAUUCUCACUGGGUCCUCUUCAUAUGCGUGUGUGCAUGGGGGAGAGAAGUAUAAUUAAUGGCAGAGUCAGUCACAGCAUGGCAGGCUCCAGAUUUCCUCCCUGGUACACCAUUUCACUCACACAAACUUGAGCAUGAUUACACUCAUACAAAAGGAAAUGCACACAAACUAGCAUCCACAAACACAGGCUGGGACAUCAAUGGCCAGAUGCUUCGCAAUGUAUUAUUCACAUCUGGAGAUUUUCCAGUGCCAACAAGCUACUUUUAAAAAUGAACCAAGUGGAUUUUAUGUAACAGAGAUUUUAAUUUUUGAAUUCAUUGAUUUUUACUUGCAAGCAGAAACGUCAAUCAACCAAAUUCCCCAAUUUGCGUCUCAAUUUUAUGGAGCCAUGCAUGGACACAAGCAAAUAAAAUGAGCAACAAAGUAAAACUUUAACGAGAGAGAAUAAAUUAGCAAUAUAAUGUGUGUUUGCAAUGCUGCAAUGGCUCUCUACUUUACCUCUGCAAGAUGUGAAAAACCUGUUAGGCAAGCUGUUGGAGUGGUGCUUGGGAGCUGUUGGCAUGCUUUUGUAAUAAGGGAUCAGCAGAGAAUGGGGGAUCAUGAAUACAAAAGCAUCAAUGGGAUAUGCAUGGUGUGAAUAUGCAUCAAACACAUCUGCGCUUAUGCUCUCGCCAGUGCUGUAACACAGUAUGUAACGUGCCAUGUCGCAGGAGGUUUCUUCUCCAUGGCUUCCCCAUCUCUUUGACUUUUAUUCCCACGAGGUGCCACACUUUUAGUGGGUCACUUCAUAUAAAAAGCUUUUUCUUGGCCUCUAAAAGCCCUACCAAAAGAUUCUGUGGGGUCUGUUCUUAAUCACUCGGAAUGCAUUAGAGGUUGAGAAGAAACGAGGAAUGACAGCGAGUAAACAAGCAAUAUGCAUCAGUAAAGCAAUAAGCGCCCAACCGUCCUCACCCUCCUUAUCUCUGUCUGUCUGUCUAUGGAGCGCUCCUCGGAGUUUAAGGGUGGGUGCUAAUGAGGGUGUGGGUGUUAAAACCACGGGGAGAGCCGAGCAAAAGAAUGGGCUCUGCAGAGGGCUCGGGAGCAGAUGAAGGAGAUGAGACAGAAAAGAGGAACGGGGUUGCAUGGACACAGCUGAUAUGGCAGUGGUUGUUUUUCAUUCGGAUUUGUCUGGGUCGUCUAAAAACAUCAAUUCUGGGUUUUAUCUCUCUUGUGUUCUAAAACAGCCAGCUCUCAAAAGCAUUCUGUGACUGUAGCUUAAAGGGAAAGUUGAUCUUUACUCUCACAAAGUUAUUGCUGUGGUCGGGUCUUGGAGGAACGGGACACUUUCAUGCUCAUAAAACUCUGGCUGACCUCUGGGGUUGUAACGCUACUGCUAACAAAUAGCACUUGAGGUUUAACACGAAGGCAACACUUUCACCAGGAUUUACAGUUGAUGAGCGGAGUUCAUCAGGACAAACAGAGCCUGAGGACAGGCCACCAGCAAAGUUAGAGACUGACAACUUCUUCUCAAUUUUAAUCACAUUCUGUUGGCUGACACGGCUCACAAUGAUUGGCCGACAGAGUUUAAGCAAGCGCUGUGAAUGGCUGAUUCUUGAAUAUCCUUUUGCUCUUUGGGAGAUCCGCAUUCAGCGGUGCCACAAUCACACGAAGCAAUCAUGCUGACGUGCUGGAAAACUGACACCUUUCUGUGUUAAUUUCCCCGUGGUCAUACAUCCUGAAUCCAGGAUUUUUUUUCCCCUUCAAUGCUGGAUGGACUUCUAUGACUCCCUUCAGGCAAAAGCAAUGCCUGGAAAAACAGCUGGUGAAGCUGAAUAAAUGAGACUGAAAAAGCCUCCGCUGAGCCACAGUUUUGCCUCUGUCACGGACAAUGUAAAUACUUGAACACACGCACAAACAUACACAUGCACAUAACACAGGAAACAAGGAGCCACAGAGGUGUAACACUAAUUAUAUCUUCCAUACAAUGUCCACAACUUUGUGGUACGAAACAGGACCAAAAGCCUUGAAUCAGGAGAAACUGAGUACACCUAACUGAUGCUUCAACAUCCAAAACAGUGAGAAUGCUGAAACUGUUUUGGAUCAUCAGCUUAGAGUGCAUUUACUCAAUCUCCCCUGAUUAUAAACAGACUAUGGCGUCGCUUGCUCAUCUCAGAGCUAACUGACUGUUGUUUGUAAAACGUCCUCUAUAUAAAAAGAAACAAUGCAAGUAUUCUACCGCAGGUUAUCUGAAUGCAACCUGGUAGACAUACUUGGGCUCCAUGAUCCCUAGCAAUAUAUAGAUUAUGGUGUAUGGUUCAAUUGUUUCUUUGUUUCCUGUCAGUUUGUUUUCGUUUUUUGUUUUUUUUGUACUGUGUUUUUUCAAGGAUUGAACUCCUGUCAAAAAAAGGUUUAUUUGACCAAUGGAAAGUUAAAAGUGCUUCCAGAUUUUAGACUCAUGACUGCGCACCCCUCAGCCCUCCCUCAGCCCUCCCUCCCACUCACCCCUCCCCCUACCACCAGGGGAUGUCAUACGUUUGAAGCUUGUGAUCUUUUGAGUUACAUUGUAUGAUAUACAUGCAUACAUGUAUUUAAUGUUUAAAAAAUAUUGCAUUGUAUCCAAGUGCUUUGCCAACACAUUAGCUGAAAGACAAAAGGAAGAUUCAGUGAUUUCUUGUACAGCUUUUGCAUCUGCAAAAAAAGGAAAAAAAAAAAAGAUAAUAAUAAUCAUGCGUUGUUUCAUGAUAAUUUGUAACAGGCAGCAAUAGGCUGCCUUGAAUUGCUAUGUACUACUUGUGUAUAUAUGUAUGCUGUACCACUUGUCUGCUGUGAAAUUUGUUGACUACUCAGCUUAUAUAAGGGCUUUUUAUAGAUAUAAAAGCAGACUGGGCAAUCUGACGUCACUCUCUGUAACUCAAGACAAAUUUCUCUAGAAGAUUUUUUUUUAGGGAUGAAGGGAUAUGAACUCAAUUUUCAUGCAUACAUAAUAAUGCUAUAUAAAUAAAGUUUUGACUGUCUGACUUAAAUGUCUAUAGGCACUCAUACGACGUUGGCCCAUGUGUCCUGUUUGAAUAAAUCUUUCAAGAAAUACAGCAUUCAUUUGUU
Molecule: messenger RNA, 7159 nt
Organism: Lates calcarifer (barramundi perch)
Lineage: Eukaryota; Metazoa; Chordata; Actinopteri; Centropomidae
Product: protein shisa-8
Exons: 5
Coding region: 410-976 (188 amino acids)
Biological process (GO): regulation of short-term neuronal synaptic plasticity; regulation of AMPA receptor activity
Cellular component (GO): dendritic spine membrane; AMPA glutamate receptor complex; postsynaptic membrane
Source: RefSeq, a predicted model, not a curated record